This is a messenger RNA of Cinclus cinclus, 3716 nucleotides long. It is a transcript of the gene GRIP1, whose product is annotated as glutamate receptor interacting protein 1. Gene Ontology annotation, molecular function: nuclear glucocorticoid receptor binding. The record is from RefSeq and is a predicted model, not a curated record. Gene Ontology annotation, biological process: neurotransmitter receptor transport, endosome to postsynaptic membrane. The coding region runs from base 1 to 3474 and encodes 1157 amino acids. NCBI's taxonomy places the organism in Eukaryota, Metazoa, Chordata, Aves, Passeriformes, Cinclidae. The transcript has 25 exons.
AUGGAGCGCUUCUUGGGCUUUGUCAAGCAGAUAAGAAGAUCAAGAAGAAGAAAAGGCAAAAAGUACCGGCCAGAGGAGGAUUACCACGAGGGCUAUGAGGAUGUCUACUAUUAUGCCUCGGAACAUUUUCGAAAUGAGAGUCCUUACACAAAAUCUGCAAACCAGGCAAAGGCACCUGAUGGAGCACUGUCUGUGAGGAGACAGAGUAUUCCAGAGGAAUUCAAGGGCUCAACCAUAGUUGAAUUAAUGAAAAAAGAAGGCACCACCCUAGGGCUCACAGUAUCGGGUGGCAUCGACAAGGAUGGGAAACCGAGAGUAUCUAACCUUCGUCAAGGAGGAAUUGCUGCUAGGAGUGACCAGCUGGAUGUAGGGGACUACAUCAAAUCUGUGAAUGGAAUCAACCUGACCAAAUUUCGCCAUGAUGAGAUCAUCAGCCUGCUCAAGAAUGUUGGUGAAAGGGUUGUGUUAGAAGUGGAGUAUGAGCUGCCUCCAGUCUCUGUACAAGGAUCAGGUCUCAUCUUUAGAACUGUGGAAGUUACUUUACAUAAAGAGGGAAACACCUUUGGAUUUGUAAUAAGAGGUGGAGCACAUGAUGACAGAAAUAAAUCUCGUCCUGUUGUAAUAACAUGUGUCAGACCUGGAGGGCCUGCUGACAGAGAGGGCACAAUCAAACCUGGGGACAGGCUGCUGAGUGUUGAUGGAAUCCGACUGUUGGGAACAACACAUGCUGAAGCCAUGAGUAUUCUCAAACAAUGUGGACAGGAGGCGACUCUGCUGGUUGAAUAUGAUGUCUCAGUGAUGGAUUCAGUAGCAACAGCUUCUGGGCCACUGCUAGUUGAAGUUGCCAAAACUCCUGGUGCUGCUCUUGGGGUUGCACUAACUACCUCGAUGUGCUGCAACAAGCAGGUCAUUGUCAUAGACAAAAUCAAAUCUGCAAGUAUUGCAGACAGAUGUGGUGCAUUACAUGUAGGAGACCAUAUUCUGUCCAUUGAUGGCACCAGCAUGGAGUACUGUACGCUGGCAGAAGCAACACAGUUUUUGGCCAAUGCAGCGGACAAUGUUAAACUGGAGAUCCUUCCCCACCACCAGACACGGCUAGCGCUGAAAGGCCCAGAGCACGUGAAGGUUGAAGGAAGCAGCAGGCAACUUACCUGGGAUUCGUGUGCCAACAGCCACAGCAGCCUCCUCACCUGCCACCAUUAUAACACCUACCACCCUGACCAUUGCAGGAUGCCAGCCUUGAAAUUUCAGAAAGCACCUCCUCAAAAAAGCCUUCCAGCUCUGGUGUCUUCAUCCUUCUCUCCUACCUCCAUGAGUGCAUACAGCCUGAGUUCCCUCAACAUGGGGACCUUACCUCGCAGCCUCUACUCCACCAGCCCACGUGGGACAAUGAUGAGGCGGAGGAUGAAAAAGAAGGACUUCAAAAGCUCCUUGUCUUUAGCCUCUAGCACUGUUGGUUUGGCUGGGCAGGUCGUCCACACAGAAACCACAGAAGUAGUGCUGACAGCUGACCCCAUAGUGGGGUUUGGGAUACAGCUCCAGGGUAGCGUGUUCGCUACCGAGACCUUGUCUUCUCCACCUCUCAUUUCCUAUAUCGAGGCUGACAGCCCGGCAGAAAGGUGUGGGGUGCUGCAAAUAGGAGACAGAAUAGUGUCAAUAAAUGGUGUCCCAACAGAAGACAGCACAUUUGAUGAGGCCAAUCAACUGCUCAGAGACUCCUCUAUCACCAACAAGGUCACUUUGGAAAUAGAAUUUGAUGUUGCAGAAUCAGUUAUACCAAGCAGUGGAACGUUUCAUGUGAAACUACCAAAGAAGCAUAAUGUGGAACUUGGCAUCACCAUAAGUUCUCCGUCAAGUAGAAAACCAGGAGACCCUCUGGUUAUUUCUGAUAUCAAGAAAGGAAGUGUUGCUCACAGAACUGGGACACUUGAACUGGGUGAUAAGUUGCUGGCAAUAGAUAAUAUCCGACUUGACAACUGCUCAAUGGAAGAUGCUGUCCAGAUCCUUCAGCACUGUGAGGACCUUGUAAAGUUAAAGAUCCGCAAAGAUGAAGAUAAUUCCGAUGAACAGGAGAGCUCUGGAGCAAUUAUUUAUACUGUUGAGCUCAAGCGCUAUGGUGGGCCUCUUGGAAUUACAAUCUCUGGUACUGAAGAGCCCUUUGAUCCCAUAAUCAUUUCCAGCCUUACUAAAGGAGGAUUAGCUGAAAGGACUGGGGCAAUUCACAUAGGAGACAGAAUCCUAGCAAUAAAUAGUAGCAGUCUGAAAGGAAAACCUUUGAGUGAAGCCAUUCAUUUAUUACAGAUGGCAGGAGAAACUGUCACCUUGAAAAUCAAGAAGCAGACAGAUGGUGAGUGUGCUACCAGUCCCAAGAAAUUUUCUGUGCCUGUGGGUCAUGUGAGUGAACUGAGCGAUGCUGAAGAUGAAAGCUCUGCUGCACAGAAGUCUGGCAAGCUCUCGGACAUCUAUUCCACUACAGUCCCAAGUGUUGACAGCGCAGUAGAGUCAUGGGAUGGCUCUGGUAUUGAUACCAGCUUUGGAAAUCAAGGACACACCUACCAGGCUUCAGGAUACAACUUCAAUGCCUAUGAAUGGAGGAGUCCCAAGCAGGCCAGUUUGUCCCCUCCAGGCAAACCACGGAACCACCCAUUUCAUGAAGCAGGGCUGAGUGACGACGAAUGGGAUCGACCUGCAGCAAGCACCUUCACAGGUACCCAUGAUAACACCGAGGCUGACCAGGAGGAAAAUUUCUGGUCUCAGGCUCUGGAGGAUUUAGAGACCUGUGGCCAGUCAGGAAUUCUGAGGGAACUAGAGGACAAGGCUGACAGGCGUCUGUGUUUGAGAAACAUGACUCUCUUGGCCACAAUCAUGUCAGGAAGUACAAUGAGUUUGAAUCAUGAAAACCCACAACCUCGUAACCAGCUGGGAAGACAAGCCAGCUUCCAGGAAAGAAGUUCUGUAAGGCCACAUUACAGUCAAGCUACUCGUAGCAACACAUUGCCGUCAGAUGUGGGGAGAAAGUCCAUGGUUCUGAGAAAAUUUAAGCAAGAAAUGAAAGAAAUCAUGUCACCAACUCCUGUGGAGUUACACAAGGUAACUUUGUACAAGGACUCCGAUGGAGAAGACUUUGGGUUCAGUGUCUCAGAUGGUUUAUUGGAAAAAGGAGUGUAUGUUAAAAACAUUCGACCAGCUGGCCCUGGUGAUCUGGGAGGUUUAAAACCAUAUGACAGACUUCUACAGGUAAACCAUGUUCGCACCAGAGACUUUGACUGCUGUUUGGUUGUGCCCCUCAUCGCAGAAUCUGGCAAUAAACUGGAACUGGUCAUUAGCAGAAACCCACUGGCACCUCAGAAAGGAAGCUCAGAACAACACACUUCAGGGAGUGGGGAGUGGAGCGAUCCGAACGCUGCCUUCCUUCAGCAGAGUGGACACACCAGUGUUAGUGCGGAGACACGGGAUCCUACAAAUACAUUAUAGCAGAAACCAUUGCAACGGGACAUUCGGUAACUAAAAGACAUUAUGGUGCUAAAUCCAUUCAAGAUUUCUCUGAAAUUGAGGUUUAGAUGCUGUACAGCACUGAAAAGCACAGGAGGUCAGUUGGUCUGUCUCAAGGCUUCUAUUAAUCCACAGUUACUUUGGAAAUAUUUUCAUUCUUCAUUAAGUCAUUCCAUUCUAAAGCAAUCUAGGAUUAGUAACAGUAAAAAAAUACAUAAGGGCCU